AUGAUGAUGAUGUUGAUGAUGAUAGCAGCUUCAAGUAUCAAUUUUGCAGAAGCAUUCAAGGAGGAAGGUGGCAUGGGAGGAGUCAUCCAUGUUGGAGGGAAAGUGCUUUGCCAGGACUGCUCCCAAGGCUGGAAUGAAUGGGUCCAUGGUGCCAAGCUUAUCAAGGACCCUGUCUGCAACAUUGCCACGGACUUUGCCGGUGGGAGGUCAGGGGUGAAGCUGAGGAGGGCCACUGUGGUGUACAGGGACUUUGUCAAACAUGUGCUCAGCCCAUUCUAUUACACUACUCCCAUGUGUGAUGAACCUGAUACUACUACUACUACUCACUCCUCUUCCUCCUCAUAUGCCAAACAAACCAAAUAUUAA
This is a messenger RNA of Camellia sinensis, 366 nucleotides long. Lineage: Eukaryota; Viridiplantae; Streptophyta; Magnoliopsida; Ericales; Theaceae. The record is from RefSeq and is a predicted model, not a curated record.